AUCCCAAAGAGAAAACGUCCUGCUCCCAUCGUCCAACCAAAUCUUACCUCCUCCAUAGACAUCGGUGGUCUAUCGAUGACGACCACAGAAACUCCGGGAUUUUUCGUCCACGUUCCGAAGAGGAAACGUCCUGAUCCCAUCGUCCAAACAACUCCUACUUCUUUCACAGACAUCCACGGUUUAUCGAUGCCAACCACAAUUCCAGCGGUUGUGACUCAGGCAUCUCUCCCCUUACGACCCGCUUCUACGACCACUUUUUCCUCCUCCUCGGGAGCGAACAGAGAUUGGCGUCGGACACCGGCGCGCUAGUCCUUGGCUCAGGAGACAGGCGUAGGAUUCAGUGCCCGCAGCAGGAGCUCACCAUUGGUUUUUGAGAUCGUUCCAUACCAAGAGUGAAUAUACACGGCAUCACCUGCGUCGCUCCUCCCGAAACCCCUUCUUGAUUGUGUUUCGACGCAACUGGUUUGCGGUAUAAUCAUGCUAAUCUUUGCUCCGAUAGGUUCAGAAUGCCUACAGAAGAGCACCGGGCGUGUAUUUACUAAAUAACUUUUGAAGCUUUCACUAUUGAUAUGGUUAUAUAUGCAUCUACAUGAUUGUAG
Messenger RNA from Tremella mesenterica DSM 1558, 599 nucleotides. RefSeq lists its product as uncharacterized. The transcript has 3 exons. The record is from RefSeq and is a predicted model, not a curated record. Lineage: Eukaryota; Fungi; Basidiomycota; Tremellomycetes; Tremellales; Tremellaceae. Bases 76 to 309 code for a protein of 77 amino acids.